CAUCCCUCGGCAUCCACUAAAACUCCUCGUCAUCCAACACGCAACACAACACUACAUACCUCCUUUCAUCUCAGUCUCCAUCCGUGAUAUCGUUCUGUUCGCGCACCUGAUCAAUGCUACACUACGUCCCAUGACCCCUUCUUGUCAAGCCUCCUCAACACUUUCGAUCGCCUGAUGAUUCAUUUCUGUGUGUGAUAGUGCGAUGGCAAAUCCCCAGUACACCGCUGGGCUUCAUUUUAUCGUCUCCACGCCUAUCCGCACCCUGGAUGAGUAUGACCGCAAGGCCAUCAGGAGCCAUGCGACAAGAGCGGCUGUAACACGCCAGCGGGCCCCUCAGCUACGUUCUUGGAUAUGUCCCGAUCGUGAGCUUGGGUCGCUCAAACGAACUGUACUCGAGAACCCCUCGGCCCCAGAGCCCGCCAUAUCAGUAUCAUAUCCUAGGCGGGUGGGCUCAGAUUUUUCUGGACUACAACUGCCGUCAGGAGUCGAGUCUUACAUGAUUCAGGACCUGGUAAGAUUAAUUGACCUCGAUAAGCGUGGGGCAUACCCUUACGAGGUUUGCCUUGAUAUCCAUUUGGUAGAGAGGGGUUGGUUUCCGUAUAUGAUCAGUGACGUAUGCUGCCUCCAUUCGAUGAUGUUCUUGGUUCGGGCUUUUGUAGAAGGGGCAUUGCAUAACCAAUUAAGCCGCCUUGCCCGCUUCCAUUAUGCCCAAACCUUGCAACAUCUUCAGGCCCGGCUUGAUGCGUCUGACAAGACACUUGCGACAUCUGAUUCAACAAUCAUGGUUGUUUUUUUCCUGGCGUCGGUUGCAGAGCUUACUAAAGACUUUGCCACUGUAGCAACCCAUAUCAAUGGCCUAGACAAGAUUGUCAACCUGAGAGGUGGAGUUAAAGCGCUAAAUACACACAAUAAUAUACAGUUCAAAGUCUGCAGGGCCGAUCUGUCGUAUGCUUUGCUGUCUGGACACCGACCACGUCUCCUUAAAGGAUUCCCUUGGACGUGCUUUAUCGCUCACCGGGGCCUAAUUAAUUGUAGCCACCAGCCUCAUGACGCCACAGUACGUGCCUUCCUGGAGACUACUGUUGAUACAAGACUACAUAACGCGUUCAGAGACCUUCAUGAUUUCUCUUGCAUUAGUAAUCUUGCCUAUCAGACGACACGUAAGCUCUCACCGGACAUCUAUAAUGAGAUGAUGAUUUCCAUUCUUUACCGACUUACCAAUCUGUCUUUUGAGGGCGAUCCUGUACAAGAGAUGAUUCGAAUUGGCCUGUUAACCUUUUCUUCAACCCUUUUCAUACAACGGCAUUUUAUAGAACAGCCUUACGAUCAUCUUUUGCAUCUCUAUAAUAACGCCUUGUUUGGGCUGCUUGGACUUACAGACAUUGAGCUUCCAAUAGCUCUUUUACUUUGGUUCACGAUCUUCUCACUUGUGGUGGGAUGUGAGGAGACACCUUUAGCAGGCAGGCUGCGUGUCUUGCUUGACAAGGCUCUACUUCGUGUCAGUAUCAACUCAUGGCACCUAGCACGGGAAAUACUGGGAUCGAUCAUGUGGGUCGACUUUAUCCAUGACCGACUAGGAAAGCAAGCUUUCGAAUCGGCAAUGUUCCGACUAAAGAUGUAACGGCCGGCUUGGCAUCUUGGGUGCCUCAGGCGGUUAAGGCGGCUAGGGCUGGGGGUUAGUGCGGCAUGUGCCACGUGACUAGGCUGUCAUUUGGUUCGGUUCUGGUCCUGAGUUUCUGGACCAAACCCAAAAGUGGGUCGGUUCGGUUUGAUCUUUAAUAUUGAAACCAGAACUGAAAACUAAAUAAUUCUAGCUCUUUAAAUUGAAACUAAAUUACGCUAAAAAAGAAUUACUAAUUAUAAUUAGAUUAGUUUAAGUCUAGUCCAGUUUUUAUUCAAAUAAUUAAAUUAUAUUAAAGAAUUUUUAAUUAUAAUUAGAUUUUAUUUUUAAAAAUA
Talaromyces proteolyticus is the source of this 1956-nucleotide messenger RNA. RefSeq lists its product as uncharacterized. The record is from RefSeq and is a predicted model, not a curated record. The transcript has 4 exons. Lineage: Eukaryota; Fungi; Ascomycota; Eurotiomycetes; Eurotiales; Trichocomaceae. Bases 203 to 1621 code for a protein of 472 amino acids.